AUGCUGGGCGUCGUCGUUUGGUUUUCGGUGAUACCUACCGUGGUUUAUUGUUGGUCGGAUAAUUGGUUCGGUGAUUUGUUCAAUCCGAAGACUAAUCAAUUAGCCAAAGCUAAUGAUAAUCAGAGAAACAGUAGAUUUUUAUCCUUGUUUACGUACGUCCAGUACCAAAUUCCGGAAUGCAUGGACGGCGACGGAAACUACGGAACCUGCACAUCGCCUUCUGAAUGCAUCGCCCGAGGUGGUACCAUCAGCGGCGCCUGCGCCGGUGGAUACGGCGCUUGUUGUUUAUUUUUCGCCACGUGCGGUACGACCGUACGAGAAAACGGCACCUAUUUCGUCAACAACGAGUACCCGGAAGGGUACGACGGCACCGGAUCCUGCCAGGUGACGCUGCUCAAGUCCAAUCCGGACAUAUGCCAGUUCAGGCUGGACUUCGCCGAGUUGAACAUCAUGCAGCCCGACGCCCAGAAUCACAUCUGCAACAACGAUCAAUUCCUGGCGUCCGGGGGGAACCCAGCGCCGUGGACCGUCGUUUCCGAGAAAAUGGAAAAUUCGGAUACUGCAAAUACCGUGCAACCCGAACAGGGGUGCUUGCAGUACUUCACCGGAGUUUCCGGGCAAAUUCUGUCGUACAAUUACGAUCCGGUGGCGGGGGCGCAACUCUCCAAUCAGGAUUAUAGUAUUUGCGUACGGCCGGAAUGGAACUUUUGCGGCAUCCAGUACACCCAAUGUCCCAAUAACGAUCCCGGUAAGUACAUCUAA
This is a messenger RNA of Phyllotreta striolata, 762 nucleotides long. The record is from the annotation of a GenBank genome assembly. NCBI's taxonomy places the organism in Eukaryota, Metazoa, Arthropoda, Insecta, Coleoptera, Chrysomelidae.